Molecule: messenger RNA, 6108 nt
Organism: Cricetulus griseus (Chinese hamster)
Lineage: Eukaryota; Metazoa; Chordata; Mammalia; Rodentia; Cricetidae
Source: RefSeq, a predicted model, not a curated record
GCGGGCUCUGCGCCUGCGCACUCGUCAUUCGCUGCUCGCAAGCCUCUCUGCGCAGGCGCAGUCCCGCGGUUCUCCGUUGAGAAGAUCCAUCCUCACUCCACUAAAGACAAGCCUGAAAACCUUAAAACGGGUCACAUGAUGGAUGAGUCAGAUGAUGAUUUCAAAGAACUCUGUGCCAGCUUUUUCCAAAGGGUGAAAAAAAAUGGAACCAAAGAAGUGUCAGGAGAAAGGAGGAAGCCGAAGGCUGCCGGUAGCACUCAGAAAAGAGGCAAGCUGAAAGAAACCAAGCAAACUGCCACCAGGAGCAAAACCCUUCAAGGCCCUUCAGAGAAGAAACCUCCAUCAGGCAGCCAGGCCUCUAGGACUAAAAAGCAAGGGGCACCUAAAUCCCAAGAAGGGGACCCAGCUCUCCCUGUGAAUGGAAAGGGAGGUGUCCUUGCUCCUAUCCCACAGCCUGUGUUGUAUGAAAGAGCACAGAGCAUUCAGACAGAGAGUGCUCCCAAUGGCGACUCCCGGCCCCUUCCACCCUAUCUCACUACGACUGGUGUGCCAAGUCCCUCCAAACCCAGAGCCUCAGAGCUGGUUCUCCAACGGAUGAAGCAGUUCAAGAGAGCAGACCCUGAGCGCUUGAGACAUACUUCAGAAGAGUCCUCCCUAAGGACCACGAUGGAAGAAAAUGUCCCAAGGAGCCCUCAAGAGGAGAUGGUGGUCGAGAACGAGUAUAAACCCAGGCUCCAUGCCACAGACAGUGAUGCUGCUAUGGCCCUGGCCUUACAGCAAGAGUUCAGAAGGGAGGAAGCAUCUUCCCAUCAUGACAGCUUGGAGGAGAAGGGGUUGUUCUUCUGCCAAAUGUGUCAGAAAAACCUCUCAGCAAUGAAUGUGACUCGGAGGGAGCAGCAUGUGAACAGAUGCCUUGAUGAGGCAGAAAAGGCACUGAGACCUGCUCCACCUCAGAUCCCUGAUUGCCCAAUAUGUGGUAAACCAUUCCUCACCUCCAAGAGCCGAAUCAGUCACUUGAAACAGUGUGCAGUAAAGAUGGAAGUGGGUCCCCAGCUCCUGCUCCAGGCUGUAAGGCUACAGACAGCUCAGCCUGAGGCAGCCAGCAGCACUCUGGUACCCAGCAACCAUGUUGGAGGUUUGAAACGGAAAGGAGCCAGCAUCAAGAAGGAGCCAGAGAAGAGGUGGAAGAUCAACAAGCCCGAGGCUCCAUCUGAAGAUCUCCUGGUGGCCAUGGCUCUGUCUCGCUCUGAGAUGGAGCAGUGUCCAGCUGUGCCCCCACUGAGAUUGGAAAAUGCUUUUUCUGAGAAGAUAAGGCUAGGUGCAGAGAAGAAAGGUCGCAGGAAGAAACCCCCGGUGUGUCCCCCACAGUUGUUAACCCAGGACUCUGAGACCACAAGUAGACAGAUUGAGGAUCGUGUCGCCCAGCUCCUAUCAGAGGAAGUGGAACUGUCCUGCACCCCGCCACUUCCUGCCAGCAGGAUUUUUCAGGAAGAAUUGGAACAUGCAGGCUGGCGUCUGCAGCUGCCUGAAGGAAAGCGGAACUUUCUGUGGCAGCGCAGUGCCCUCACAGGAGCCUUGGCUGAGGAGUCCUUCUAUACAGCGAGCCUGGUUCCUCUAAUUGUGUCCCAACGGCCUCCCAAGGUGAGCUCUGCUCCUCCUAACGCACAUUUGGAUGGACUUUGGAAAGAGGAACAGGAGCUGCCACUGCCCAAGCAGCAAGAGCCAAGUACACAAAGGCCACCUGCUUUCCACAGCAGCCCUCCCAUGAGCCACAGCCCCAAGACCCAGCUGCUGUCCUCCAGCCAGAGGGAGCAUCAAGCUCUUCAGGAUCUUGUGGACUUGGCAGAGGAGGGGAUGAGCGCCAGCCCAUUGCCCAGCAGUCUGGGAGUUCCUAUAGGGUUGGAUUUGGGUUCCAGCAGCCUUCCACUGACUGGGUUUGUCCUGCCAUCUAAGAAGACCCUUCAGAGGAGUGACCACGCCUCACUCUCCUCUCUUGGGUUGCUGGUGUCUGACUUUGGGACAAUGGUUAAUAAUCCACACCUGAGUGAUGUCCAGUUCCAGAUUGACAGCGGAGAGGUGUUUUAUGCCCACAAGUUUGUUCUCUAUGCCCGAUGUCCACUUCUUAUUCAGCAUGUAAAUGCUGAAGGCUUCUCUGCUGUGGAGGAUGGGGAUCUGACCCAGCGCAUCCUGCUGAGCGAUGUGAGCGCAGAGGCCGCCCAGGCAUUUCUGAACUAUCUCUACAUGGCAGACACUGACAUGCCUCCCAGCCUGGCUCCUGAUCUGCGUUCCCUGGCCCUGAGAUUUGGUGUGCAUGACCUUGUUCACCUGUGUGAACAAGUGCCUGUCAUGACGGACUUGGAGGGAGAGCAACAGGAGGAGAAGGAAAAUGAGAAUUGCGAAAGCAGAGCGGAGAAUUUCCAGGAACUCUUGAGGUCAGUGUGGGUAGAUGAGGAGGAGGAAGCAGAGACACUGUUGAAACCUGAGGUCUGUGAGGAAGACAGAGAAAAAGUGAAUGAAGCAGAAAUGGAAGAAAUUUAUGAAUUCGCAGCCACUCAGAGGAAGCUGCUCCAGGAGGCAAGUGCGGCAGACACAGAUGAGGAUGCUAACCAACUCGGGGAGGUCAGUCCAAUUUCUGAGCCUUCCCCAGCAGGUGCCCAGAGUAACAGACAGACAGAACAAAUGGAGUCAUCUGGGCUGGUCAGCUGGGAAAAUGAAAGAGAUUCCAUUCCACCCCAGGGUCAGCGCUUUGCCUGGGGAGAAAAAGCAGAUGUCCAGGAGGCACUAAGGGAGGCAGCUGGCCAGCCCAGCUCCUGUAGCCCUCCUGAGAGCCACCAGGUGAGUGAAGGGUGCUCAACUUUGCACCCCACCAAGGCCCAUGACUACAAACAGCUCUUUGCAUCAGCUCAAAGAAAAUCAUCUCAACUGUCAAAAAUAACAAUUGAUCAUGAAGAGCAGAGUGACACUGUUAGUGAGAGGCAGGCAGAGGUGGCCCGUUCCCGUGCUGUGGAGCAGGCACCCUGCUUCCUCCUGUCUCAGUCUCCUGUAGAUGGAAGUCCCAGCCAGUCACAGCUUCAUCUCUAUCACACAAGCAAUUUGUCCCCAUCAGUGUCCCAGUCACACAGUAGCAUUUCCAAGAUGGCAUCCCCAAGCUCACUGUCUCCAGUCACACCAGCUAAGCAGAGAAGGGACAGCAGCAUUCUCACAUUACUGAAAGAACCAGGCCACCAGAAGGGCAAACGAGGUAGUUCCAUGUUGGGACGCAGAAAUAGGGGCACCCUGAUUUCCCCGGCAAAGUCUCCACCCAUUGACCUGACCCAGUCCAUACCUGAACACUUGAGUCCCAGGGCCCAGAAUCCUCUGUGUCAUGUGAAGGAAGAGGGUGAGGUUAUCCUUUUACUGGAUUCAGAUGAGGAGCUGGAACUAGAGCACACCAAGACAAAGUUGGUUUCUAAAGAAUCCCCAGAAAUUAGGAAAGUUCUAGAAGUUAGCCCCAGCUCGUCUGAACUGUUUUCAAUCAUCGAUGUUGAUGAAGAGCAAGAGCAUUUCCAAAGCCCACCGAAGAGAGAAGCUGGGCUACAGAGGGGAGAGGAGGGGCAGCUGGAAAAUCAGUCCACCCUGCAAAGCAGAGAGAUCCCCUGGCUGUUCUGCAGCCAGAAGAACAGCCUGGAUGAGGACAGCACUACAGACACCUCCUGGCUGGUGCCUGCUACUCCAGGGCCCUGUAAGAGCCGUGAUUGCUCAUCACAGACCCAAAUCUUAAGCCUUAAGGCCAGGAGCCCACCAGAUGAGACUGUUGAGCUCACACCCAGGCCUUCCAUAGAUCAAAGGACUGUGCAGGAAGCAGCCCAGAAGUUCUCAGUGGUCAUGUCACGUAAACUGCCUCUUACUCAAGGACCUUCCGACAGUGGGAGACAGGCCUACAGAAGCCCUUCCCACCCUUACCCUAGACGCCACAAACGCUCUUCUUUACAGCCAUGUCCUACCCCUGAUUUUACCAGGUGGCCCCAGAAACACUCAUCACCUAGGCCAUGCCUGCCAAACCAGACUGCAACUGAUGAAGUGGUAGAAGUUGGGGACAGUGAUGAUGAGCAGGAGGUGGCUUCCCAUCUAGGAAACAGCAGCCCUGUGCCAGAUGGUGACCCCCUGGUCCCCAUGGGUGACUGCUGUUGGCAUGAUGAACCCCUCUCACCAAUUCCCAUUGACCACUUGAAUCUGGAGCGAACUGGCCCCCUGACCACAAGUAGUCCAAGCCGUCAGUCCCAGGAGGCCCUGCGUAGCGUUGACUGCCACUCCCCAGGGCUCCUGGGCACCACUCCCAUCCGAGGAAGCUGUGGUGCCCUGAGAGAGUCUCCUGAGCAGUCUUCACAGGCUGCCUCUCCAGGGAGCAGCAAGCUGAGUUUCAUGAGCCCGGCCCUGUGGGAUGACUGGGACGAGGAAGAGCAACACUCUCCAGAGGCCCCACCUGAGGCCCAAAUGCUGAGUGCCAGAUCUUGGAAGCCAGGCAGCCCAGAGACACCAAAAGGUGCUAACCGGAAAAAGAACUUGCCCCCCAAAGUGCCUAUAACUCCAAUGCCAAGGUAUUCAAUCAUGGAGACCCCAGUGCUGAAGAAAGAGCUGGACAGGUUUGGAGUCCGUGCUCUGCCCAAACGCCAGAUGGUUCUAAAACUGAAGGAGAUUUUCCAGUACACUCACCAAACUUUGGAGUCAGACUCGGAGCAUGAGAUCCAGUCCUCCCAGGUGCCCCCAGAGGUAUCUUGCAGCCAAGCCCCUCCCACUGAGACCUACAAGUCUUCAAGGUCAGGAAGCUAUAGCCAGCUCAAGGCCACUGCAGGUCUUGGGACUCAAAGAGCCAAGGGUCCCACUAAGAGCAAGAGCCCUCAAUAUCGAAAGAAACAGCGUGGUGCAAGUAUUUCCCACCUGAGCAGGUUGCCAGCUGGGGAGCUGCCUUCAGGCCCUGAUGGGAACACCGCACUCCCAGCCUCCCAGGAACCCUCUGCGGAUGGCAGUGACAACUCCUUUAGCUCUCAAAGUUCCACCUGUGAGUUUGGAGCUGCCUUAGAGUCGGCAGGUGAAGAGAAGGACGAGGAGGAGGGGGUCAGUGCAUCACAGGUUGCCCUCCGGGCCGCAGACACAGAGGAGGCAGUGAGACGCUAUAUCUGCUCCAAGCCUGCCCUGUAUCGGAAGGUUCUAACAUACCAGCCUCUCGAGCUGGCUGAGCUACAGGCGGAGCUGAAGCAGGAGGGGAUCCCUGUGGCCAUGGGCAAGCUCCUGGACAUCCUAGAUGCCCAGUGCAUCACCUUCACAACUGCCGCAGCCCGAAAGGAGAAGCUGAAACAGAAGCGACGGCAGCCCCUGGGCAGAAAGAAAAAGGAUCAGAAAUGAUAGGCUAUCUGCCAGAGGGCCUGGACACCCAGUGCAGUCAGGCCUCUGCGGGUAAUGUCUCAGUAUAUCAGCCUGCAUCUCUGUAAAGGACAAUGUCCCCAGCAUACUCUCUCUCCUGACCAGCUCUGUGUGUUAUUCCUGGAUCUACAGCCAGGUAAAUUACAGCCUCCCCGCCUCUGCCCCCUCAGUCAGUGCCAGUUUUCCCACCUUUGGCCCAAGCAGGAUUCCCCAUCUUACGUGUUCUGAGAGUCAGUGGGCCGUACCAGCUGACCAGGGCAAGCGCCAGGCUUUCUUCACUUGGCACUCUGUGUCCACUACAUCCAAGCACAGCUGUCCUAGUAGUAUAUUCUGAGAUGAGCAUGAGGCCCAGCCUGCCUUCUCAGCAUUCAAGCCACCCCAGCCCCCAGGGCAGCCUGCACCAAUCCAUCACAGGUGCUCCUCUGACCUAGUGCCUGCCCAGAUACUUGUCAUUGUCACCAGCAUUUUCUAAGCAGGACUAUGAAUAAGGCCCAGCACAGCUAUGAAGACCUCCAAAGUAAGCAUGCUGUUUCUGGGCUCCUCUCAUGUGUGUUAAGCCUCCUUGACUCAGAAGCAGUGUGGACCCUGGGGAGGGUCAGAAAAAAAGAAGUUUGGGUUUCCAUAGCCUGCGAAUGUCCUUGUCUGUUUUAAAUACAGUGAAGUUGUUUUAUAUGAGUGCAAUAAAAACAAGGCUUUAUUUAAAAUAAA